AUGCGACUGCGAUUCAACCUCGCACCGCGAUCACUCAUCCAACUCAUCACUACCAUCCUCCUCGCACCCUCACCGCUCGUCCACGCAAACCCAAGACCUGCCAAGGAACUACUAGCCGGCUUCUCCUUCGACGAGCUCUUCGCCCGCUAUGACUGUGGCGGACAGUUGUGCGGCUACUCCAGCCAACUCUGCUGCUCGGCAGGCAGUACAUGCUACACGGACGUCAACAACCAGGCACAAUGUUCCGCCGGCGGCGCAACAACCGCGGUGGGAGCGGGAGUGGGAGGGUACUGGCAAGUCUACACCACGGUAUACGUCGAGACUGACUUGGUUACAACGACAAGAACAAUGAGCUCCUUCGUCGGCCAAACGACCAUCGUCGCCGCGACUACCACUGCGGCAGCCUGCAACUACGCCCUCAACCAGUUCGCCUGCGGCAACGUUUGCUGCGGCAGUAACCAAUACUGCUACGCAGCCAACACCUGCUCCCUAGCCGCAAACGGCGGCAGCUCAGGCUACUACAGCACCUACACCACCCCACCCUCAACCGCACCCGGCACAACGGGCACAGCCAUCGCCCCUCUCCGCGGCACCUCGUCCUCCCUCGUCCUCGUCACUACCACCGCCAGCCCAACCACCACCGUCCCUUUCGUCGCUCCCGUCGCGACCGGCGCAAACGUCACCCUCACCUCCUCCGAGCAAUCCGGCGGCGGCGGCCUCUCCGGCGGCGCAAUAGCCGGUAUCGUCAUCGGCGUGCUGGCCGGGCUGUUCCUGCUAGGUCUGCUAUGCUUCUACUGCUGCGUCAAGGGCCUCGUAGACGGUUGUCUCGCGCUGUUCGGGUACGGCGGGAACCGACGUCGGCGACGCACGACCGAGGUCGAAGAGUACGAGCGUCGCUCACAUCGCGAGUCCGGGGGUCAGAGGCGGACGUGGUAUGGCGUUGCGCGGCCGGCACGGGUGUCGCGGUAUGAGGAGCGUGAUCGGCGGAACGAGAGUGGUGGGUUAGGCUGGGUGGGUAUCUUGGGAGGGUUGGGAGCGUUGUGGGCCCUUUUGGGAAUGAAGAGGCAGCGGGAUGAGAAGAGGAGGCGGCAGAAUGAGAAGUAUUCGGAGAGUUACUACUCGAGUGAUUAUUAUACUAGUGAAGGUGAGUCGAGGCGGUAGAGAUACGUUGUGGUUAAGGAUAUGUUACUGACCUGUGAUUUUAGAAAGCGCAAGCACGGUGGACGACCGGAGAAGACCUGGAAACGCGCGUGGAUCGCGGCGAUGAC
Molecule: messenger RNA, 1268 nt
Organism: Baudoinia panamericana UAMH 10762
Lineage: Eukaryota; Fungi; Ascomycota; Dothideomycetes; Mycosphaerellales; Teratosphaeriaceae
Exons: 1
Coding region: 1-1161 (386 amino acids)
Source: RefSeq, a predicted model, not a curated record